Messenger RNA from Phoenix dactylifera (date palm), 787 nucleotides. RefSeq lists its product as uncharacterized. Gene Ontology annotation, biological process: response to auxin. Lineage: Eukaryota; Viridiplantae; Streptophyta; Magnoliopsida; Arecales; Arecaceae. The record is from RefSeq and is a predicted model, not a curated record.
AUUUUUAGAAGGGAGUGAGGUGGGGAUGUCGAACAGCCCUUCCUUUCUCUCCCUGACGCCCGCCUGAACCUAUGCCGUCUCACCAUGUCCAUUGCUGAUCCCUAGUCUUUCUCCUAAACCACACACUGUCCCCUUCAUCUUCUGCUAAUCUUUCCAUAAAAAAGAGAUCUUUUUGGCUCCAACCAUGAAGAAAUUGAGAGGUUCUAAGCUGCGAAUAAAGCUAGUCUGCAUUUGGAGAUGGGCCUCUCGUAGACGCUCCAAAACCGCUCCUCCUCCCUCAUGCCUACUCCAACUUGGCCGCAUAAAGGCCACGACUUUGACGACGAAGCUCCGGGAGUGGGGCCUCUCCCUCGCCCACGGGCUCGGCGGCGUCGGUUGUGACCGGACGGAGAGGGAAGAGGUGGCGCUGCAACUGCUGGAGGGUGGCGGGGGACGGGGGCCUCCGCCGCCCCCGCCGAAGGGACACCUGGCGAUUUACGUGGGCGGCGGGAGGAAUGGGGAGGAGGGAGCGCCGCCGCGCCGGUUCGUGGUGCCAGUGAUCCACUUCAACCAUCCGCUCUUCGGGGAGUUGUUGAAGGAGGCCGAGGAGGAGUUCGGGUUCAACCACCCCGGCGGCAUCACCAUCCCCUGCCCCGUCUCCCGUUUCGAGCGGCUCCGGAGCCGGAUCGCCGCCGAGCCUUGCCGGACCGGGCUAAGGGUAAAUCGGUCCGGACUGGCCACCUAGAUGUGAGACCUGACCGCCUUAGUGACGUCAUUUCGAUGUGCUACUUCUUUUUUUUUUUCUUUC